Aspergillus aculeatinus CBS 121060 is the source of this 5767-nucleotide messenger RNA. Its product is annotated as putative gelsolin repeat protein. Gene Ontology annotation, molecular function: actin filament binding; phosphatidylinositol-4,5-bisphosphate binding. The transcript has 4 exons. The record is from RefSeq and is a predicted model, not a curated record. Bases 1 to 5430 code for a protein of 1809 amino acids. Gene Ontology annotation, biological process: actin filament severing; barbed-end actin filament capping. NCBI's taxonomy places the organism in Eukaryota, Fungi, Ascomycota, Eurotiomycetes, Eurotiales, Aspergillaceae.
AUGGCUCCUACAGCAGACAUCGACAGCUCGGAAGAUGUCAAUGACUUUCUUCUGCGCAUUCGGGAACUAGGAGAGAAGCGCGAUAAGGAGGAUGAGGAACGCACGAAAAAGUUGGAGGAGGAGAUUUUGCAGGGGCGCAAAGAGAGACAGGCCCGAAGAGCUGAGCGGGCGCGAUCGAUUUCUCCCACAAAAGAUUCCCCCAUUCUUGAUGCGGCUCGGUUGAGCAUAUCCUCGACUCUCAGCCACCGUGCGAUCGAACCUCCCGAACAAUUUGGACCAUCUCUCCAUACCCCGAGUCGGGACUCGGACAGCAGACCCGAAUCCAUUGGGGAUGACACAUCAACAACCACGGACGGCGGCCGGAGAGGAUCCACACUGACCGGAGUCGAUGGCGAAAUACCAUCUAAACCCUUCUCACCUUUGCGGAGUAGAACGGGGACUCUGUCCUGGCAGCAAAGGCCAACAUCCCGUGAUAGCAACAGACAAUUUUUUUCAUCAUCUCCUUCCAGGUGGCGAGCCUUGUCCACAGCUUCGACGGAUGAGCAGAAUGUGAAUCGGAACUCAUCCGCAGCCUCACCCACAUUCAAGGAUGUUUCGUGGGCGCGCCAGACAGAAGGAAGCGUUUCCCCAACCCGCAGCAAACAUGUGGAGGACGAGAGACCACGGACACCGGUUUCCGAAGCCAAUUUCAAGCACCAAGAAGCCGAAAAGGAAUACACCCCAGAACCUAGAAAGGACACCGAUCACAUAGAGAGCGUUGAGGGACGAUCUCGAUCGCCAUCAAGAGCCAGUUCGACUUUUGCAGAAAGUAGUUUGGGCCACCGAUACUCAAGCGUCUCUUCUGUCUCUACCGCGACAGGACUCGGCUCUCCGCUGCCUCUGUUAAGCGCGCAGAAGCUGGAGCCCCGUAAGCCCGAAGAGGUCUUAGAGGAUCAGAUGUCUCUUCCUCCUUCUCCAAGGCGACUUUCUCCGGAACGGUCGACGUCACCGACAAAGGGUCUCGGCGGAUUUGUGCAGAGCGCCAUGAUGAAGCGAUCCGAUAGUGUGUCGAAAAGAUGGAGCGCCCAGCUUCCAUCGGGUCUAAGCCGGCCAAGUUCGGUUGCCAGCAGCCGUAACAGUUUCGUCGGGAAUGAGACCUUUUCAAACUCGCCCUCAUAUAGAUUGAGCCGCGAAGUUCCAAGCCUCUCAUCUCAGCGGCCGACUUCUAGCCAUCGGCCUACAUCGAGUCACCGGCCUGGUUCGAGCCAUAGCGAGGCAACUAUCAUAGACCCUGCCAGAGACGGUGGACGACCGGCAACCCCGCCAGUUCCCAUUCCCGAAAAACACGAGAGCAAUGCACUGAGUGACGAGGGGGCCGCUAGGCCCCCUCUCAGCCUUCACACGCGGUCGGCAAGCUCUGUUGAAAAGGGCCCAGACUCAAGUUCUUUGCCUUCUUCAAGUCCAGUAGUUUCCAGGACCAUGGAUCCUAGGAGAUGGAGUCCUACCAAAGCCAGCUGGUUGGAAAGUGCCUUGAAUCGCCCUCCUGACUCGCCGAAGCACAAGAGGCAGCAGUCCUUUCAACAACCGUCAUGGGUUAGGGAGAGGCAAUUGCGGAGCAGUGUUGAUCUGGGACGGACUUCCAGCUUCAAAGAAGUUACGCCCGUGGGGCUCAUGCGAACGGCUGCUCCGGGCACUCACUCCAAAUCAUCAAGCGUGUCUGGAAUUCCAAACCUCUUCUCUGGACCCGAUAUGGGCAAGGCCAAACCAGAUGAUUUCACCACCAAUAUGUCCUCUACUUUGAAAGAGCCCGGCCUUGAUUUCAUUCCCCAUGGGAACUUUCCAGAGGCCGAGCCAAAAGACAGCGAGCCGGCUGAACCCAAAGAUGAUCAUGCGACAUUCGAACCGCCUGAUGAUGUCCCCGCUAAUGAUGUCCCAACUCCUCCUUCUGAGCUGAAGGACAGCGUAGUCGAAAGUCAACUCAAGGACGGACCGAUAUUUUUGCCCAACGACAGCCAGCCGGCUCACAGCCCCGAAGACAAUGAUCAAGCAGCACCUCUGGAGGCGAGUGUGGAAGUCCCGCCCCUCGCCACAGCAGAUACAGGAACAGAAGUGGCAGAAGACAGCACUACGAAGCAUGCAUUGAGAUUGUCGACUCGAAGCCCUAUUACCAAGACCGUACUUGACAUGCCUCUUCCAUCUCCAACUCGCGACCCGCUUUUAAACAGGCCCAAGCCACAACCAGCUGUGAUCGAUUUCCGAGCUAACCUUCGACGCCGCGAAAUUGUCAAAGAUGAAGCGCCUAAAGAGGAGCCAGAAUUCAAGAACGUUUUCGGAAAGCUGAAGAGGGCGGGGGCAUCGACCUAUGUACCCCCCGAUGACUUAAAAGAGAAUAUCUUAAAAGGCAAGGCGGCGCUCAGUACGACGAAUGGUCCUCAGAAGUCGCCAAAGAUUGACGACUUGAAAGAAAGCAUACUCAAACAGAAGGAAGCAAUCAAAACUAAUGGGGGCUCAACUAGGCGAAACACUGCCGGAGAAAUGGACGCUCCCAUGAAAUUCGUCCCAGAAGCGAUUGCAAAGAGGAACAACUUGACCAAGUCUAUCAGUUCUAGAAGCAAUCUAUCCACCACUGACGCGCCAUCUCCACGCUCGCCACUUUCGCCGCUAUCACCUUAUGAGCCGCCGAUGUCUCUAGAACCCCAGGCUCUGAACCUUUCUCCUAUUCGGCCGGAUACCAAUGUUAGCAACGAAGUGACUCACGAUCUCGAAGAAACCGUCGAACUAUCUGAAACCUCGAAGGCUAGCUUUGACGGACAUCAACUUGGAACAGAGAGCGAAGCAGCUGAAAAGGAGGUCAAUUACAACAAGGUGGAAUCUCCCCUGCACGUCGAAGCGGAUUUGCCGACUCCAGAAGGUCAAGAGGAGGCUCAGGGCCAUAGAGACGUCUCCUCGGCUCGUUCAUCAGUUCAUUCAUCGGUGCGUUCCUCGGUGCAUUCCGUGCAAUCCUCAGUACGGUCGUCGGUGCGUUCUCUGUCUCCGGUGGAACUGGACCAGACUCCACAUGCGCCUGCUGCGGCUGAAAGUACCGCUGCUAAAAGUAAACUUGCAGGCCGAAUCAAUCCUGCCUUAGCAGGAUUUCUGUCUCGCGGGCCGCCUACCACUGGCAACGGCCCUGCCACGGGCCUCUCCAUCACUAGCAGCCUCUCAACGGGAAGCUCAGAACAGCAGGAGACACAAACCCCGGCCCCCCUCACGCACAUGACGAAAGGCCGGGCAAGAGGUCCAAAAAGGCGUCUGCCCAUUGGGGCGGCAUUUGGAUAUAACGAAUUGGCCGUAGCGACAGAAAUUGCGGGGGAACACCCUAAAGAUGGGGCUGCAAAUGAACAAGAUAUCGAGGAGAGACUCGCAGACGAGAGAAUCAAGGAGCAAGCUAGGCUCGCGGAGGAAGAGGCAAGACUCGCAGAGGAGCAGAGACUUGCAGACGAGAAGCUUGCAGCAGAGAAGUUUGCAGCAGAGAAGCUUGCAGAGGGAAAAGUUAAGGAGAGUACUGAGGUUGCAGAUAAUGCAUUGGAUGGCAAAGAACGUCGGUCGCCGUUUCCCGAAUUGGAAAGCCCCAUACUAGGCGCUUCGCAUGUUGAACUUCAACAAUCCGUGGGCGUCUCAAGUGGUUGGCCACUUCCUGACACGGAGGCUGGUUCUCAUACCUCUGUGUCCCUGGAAGGUGCAGGCGCAACCCAGCCCCCUGUUUCGCCAUUAUCUAUUGAGCCUAUAAUGAUCAAAAGAGUCACGCCGCAAUUGGUCGAUCAACAAUCUCUUUCGUCGCCCAAUGACCGGAGCACCGAGCCUCCAACACCACCAAUCCAGGAUUCUCCUCGCUUCGAAGAUAGCAAGAGUACUGGUCUUGUUGCCAGCUUGCGAAGCUCUCUCCUCGGAAAACCCCCUUUGCCUCCGAAAACCGCACCGUUGCCAUCUACCCCUGUGAGGAACGCCCCGACUCACUUUUCGUCACCUUCCCCUCGGGCUUCGCCCUUGAGAACCAGUUUUAAGGAGAACCUGGGCUCAACAUCGCCCGCACCGUACCAAAAGCCCGCAUCCUACUUUGCUGCUGUUGGGAUCAAAGGUGCUCCUUCUAGAGACAAAGCCCUACCUUCACCCCCGGUUCCUCCCAAGGGUUCUCGAGCCUCCGGCGAUCGAUUCUCCUCGCCACGAUCAUCAGCUUCGCUUGUCCCUUUGGCUGACGAAUCAUGGGAAGCAAUUUCCACUUUCUUCAGGCCCUUACCUAAAUCAAGUGAUCGCGUGAAUGCCGAUGCUCAGGUGCUGUUGGGGAAAGGCGGCGACGAAACGAAAAUCAGAACCCUCAAACGCCAGAUAUGGGAGAUCACAGGUGAUGGAAAGAAGCAAGAUCUUCCCGUCAAUCAAGAGUAUAUUCUGUACGAGGGAAGCAUGUACUUGUGCGUGCAUAUGUUUGAGGCAGACGGCAACGUGCGUUCUGAGAUCCACCUCUGGUGUGGUGAUGACGUUCCCGAUGCGGCCAUCGACGAUGCCCAGCCCUUUUCUCGACGAAUGGCGAAGGAAAAUGGAUGCAAGCUCGAAAUUAUUAAGCAAGGCAAGGAGCCAGCGCGGUUCAUUCAGGCUCUAGGUGGCAUUCUCAUCACGCGUCGUGGUUCUAGCUCACGAUCCAGUUCCUCUGCUAUUUUCAUGCUCUGCGGACGGAAGCACCUAGGACAGAUGGUGUUCGAUGAAGUGAACUUCUCGCCUAGCAGCCUUUGCUCCGGCUAUCCUUUCGUGAUCUCCGCUAUGUUCGGCAAGUUGUUUCUUUGGAAAGGACUCGGCAGCUCGGCAGAAGAAAUUGGUGCUGCGCGCUUGAUUGGGAUGGAUCUCGGCCUCACGGGUGAAUUCGAGGAAGUAGGUGAAGGAGAAGAGCCAGAAAGCUUCUUUGAAGUCUUCCCGCAGUACGAAAGGACGGCAGAUGAGAAGGGCGCCAAUGACUGGCGACUGAAGCCCAAGCUUGACCGGUAUCGCACGCGACUGCUUCGUGUGGACCAUGAGCUUGGUCAGCAGCGGGCUGGAUUCUGGAUGCGUCGAGCCGGUUCACCCUCCCCAAUUACUCGUCCAAACGAUACCGUGCAAGAGGUGGAUCCAUUUUGUCAGAAGGACAUCAAUGCCAAAGGAAUCUACGUCCUUGACACCUACUUUGAGAUUUAUGUGAUUGUGGGUGAACAAGCCUCAGCCCGCGCAGCUGAAUUCGCUUCAGCGGUCUAUUUUGCGCAUGAAUACAGCAUCCUAGCGGCCUCUUUCCAAGAUCGACCAUUCAUCCCGAAAACCUUCGUCUCCCUCGGCGGAGUUCCCGAGAGCUGUAGCAGUGUAUUCCGCAAGUGGAACACGAGCUCGUGGCAAAGUAUUCCGCAAGUGCUCCCUCUGAACGCGGCAAUCGAGGCGCUUCGCAACCCCUAAAUUCUGACCACCUUUACUUUCCUUCCGAUAUUCUCAAGAGCAUCAUACCCUGAUUUGUCUUCGGUAUCUCUCUUUCUUCUGUUUCUCUUCCUUUCUUUUCGUUUUGUCUGUCGUUGAUUAUAGCGUCUUUGCAUUUAGAUCGUGCAUAUACUGGUCCGCACCGGAAUGGUUCCUGGCAACAAGGUUUGAGGGGGAAGUGAUGGAGGUGUGAACAUAGAAAGUCUGGACAGUGGAGUGAAAAGGCGACCUUUUUUACGGCAAGUGUGUAUGUGUCAGUGUACAGUAUUAGGUUUAGGUUCAAGUUUUCAAACCAGCUUGGCAUUAUCAGAAGACUGCG